AGUGAUUCGGGGCGGGAGGGGGGUUGAAGUGAGGGAAGUUUCGCCAUAUUGUUAACGGAAACGGCGGCGGCUGCCGAGAUUCACGGCUGGCGGUUUUGCUCCUGAGGGUGUGGGACGGCAAAGGGCGGCGGGGACGACGACGACGUCGGUAGUAGCAGUGGCUGCUAAGCUAAGCGAAGCUAGGCCAGGCCUCGGGACAGUCGGGCUCGCUUCAGCCCCCUGCGCCUGUUCUGGCGGGUGAGCCCCGGUUGAGCUCGAGCCGUCUGGGUGCCCAGCUCGAGCUCCCACUCGGCGCGUCCCCGCUGCCCCCAUCCCCCCUCCCCUCGACGUCCCGUCGUUCCCGGCGCGCUCGGUCCCGGCGGCGAGGCUGACGGGCGCGCGGUCGGGUCCGGCUGCGAAGAUGCCGCUCGCUCAGCUGGUGGAUCCCUGGCAGAAAAUGGCUGUGGAGAAUGAGAAGGAGUCACCAUCGUUUCCCCUAUGUAAACCUCUCCACAGCCAGAAACCAACUGAGGGCCCAAGCAGGGGCACUGCACUACGUGACUUCACCACUCGAUGUCAGGCUAGUAUUGCCACACAACAUAACAGUUCUCUACUGUAUGAGCAGGAUGGUCAACAAAUGGCAGAUGAGCCCAUGUCUGAAGAUGAGGCAGUUCUUCAACCACAAGAUCAAGAAAAUGAACAGGAGAUACCAAUAACGUGCCUUGUGAAAGAAGGAUGUGAAAAGGCUGACCCCUCUCAGUUUGAAUUUCUUAAAGUUUUGGGACAAGGAUCAUUUGGAAAAGUGUUUCUGGUUAGGAAAGCCCAAGGUUCUGAUGCUGGACAAUUAUAUGCUAUGAAGGUGCUUAAAAAGGCUACAUUAAAAGUAAGAGACAGAGUUCGGACUAAAAUGGAACGUGAUAUAUUAGUUGAAGUGAAUCAUCCAUUCAUCGUCAAAUUACACUAUGCUUUCCAGACUGAAGGGAAACUGUACCUUCUGUUGGACUUUCUCAGGGGAGGAGACCUGUUUACACGGCUAUCCAAAGAGGUUAUGUUCACUGAAGAGGAUGUGAAGUUUUAUCUUGCAGAGCUGGCUCUUGCUUUAGAUCACCUACAUAGUCUGGGAAUUAUCUACAGAGAUCUAAAGCCAGAAAAUAUUUUGCUGGAUGAACAGGGUCAUAUUAAACUAACAGAUUUUGGGUUGAGCAAAGAGUCUAUUGAUCACGAGAAGAAAGCCUAUUCGUUCUGUGGUACUGUGGAGUACAUGGCACCUGAGGUAGUUAACAGAAGAGGCCACACUCAGAGUGCUGACUGGUGGUCUUUUGGUGUUCUCAUGUUUGAGAUGCUUACAGGUACCUUGCCCUUUCAAGGGAAGGAUAGAAAGGAAACUAUGACGAUGAUCCUGAAAGCAAAAUUGGGAAUGCCACAGUUUUUAAGUCCUGACUCCCAAAGUCUCUUGCGCAUGCUUUUCAAACGCAACCCUGGAAACAGGCUAGGAGCUGGUCCAGAUGGUGUUGAAGAAAUUAAAAGACAUUCUUUUUUUUCUACCAUUGAUUGGAAUAAAUUGUGCAGAAGAGAGAUUAUGCCACCUUUCAAACCUGCAAUUGGUAGACCAGAGGAUACUUUCUAUUUUGAUCCAGAGUUUACAGCAAAAACACCAAAAGAUUCCCCUGGUGUUCCACCCAGUGCCAAUGCUCAUCAGCUCUUCCGUGGAUUCAGCUUUGUGGCUGUUGCCUCUGAGGAAGAGCCCCAGCCGAUGCAGACAGCUCCACAUCCAAUUGUACAAUUGCACAGAACCAGUAUUCAGUUUGUAGACAAUUAUGACCUGAAAGAAGACAUUGGUGUGGGUUCUUACUCAAUCUGCAAACGAUGUGUAAAUAAAUCUACAAACAUGGAUUAUGCUGUCAAGAUAAUUGAUAAAAGCAAGAGAGACCCUUCCGAGGAGAUUGACAUUCUACUUCGGUAUGGGCAGCAUCCCAAUAUUAUUACCUUGAAAGAUGUGUAUCAUGACGGUAAAUAUGUGUAUCUAGUCACAGAACUCAUGAAGGGGGGAGAAUUGCUGGACAAAAUUCUGAGGCAAAAAUUUUUCUCUGAACGGGAAGCCAGUGCUGUACUGUACACCAUAACAAACACUAUGGACUAUCUGCAUGCACAAGGGGUAGUGCACAGAGACUUGAAACCGAGUAACAUCCUCUAUGUUGAUGAGUCAGGCAAUCCAGAAUCGAUUCGUAUUUGUGACUUUGGAUUUGCCAAACAGCUGCGAGCUGAUAAUGGCCUUCUCAUGACUCCAUGUUACACAGCUAAUUUUGUUGCUCCUGAGGUCUUAAAGCGACAAGGAUAUGAUGCAGCUUGUGAUAUCUGGAGUCUUGGAGUUCUCCUUUAUACAAUGCUUACAGGUUACACACCCUUUGCUAAUGGGCCUGAUGACACUCCUGAAGAAAUAUUGGCGAGAAUAGGCAGUGGAAAGUUCAGCCUGACUGGAGGUUAUUGGGAUACAGUUUCUGACGUUGCUAAGGAUCUUGUAUCAAAGAUGCUUCAUGUAGAUCCACAACAAAGAUUAUCAACUACCCAGGUCCUCCGACAUCCUUGGAUUGUUCAUCGGGAUAAAUUGCCGCAAUUUCACUUAAACCGUCAGGAUGCGCCUCAUCUGGUGAAGGGGGCUAUGGCUGCUACAUACUCCGCGCUGAACCGCACACCGUUACAGCCUGUUCUCGAACCAGUUGGCUGCUCAAAUCUGGCCCGGAGAAGGGGUGUUAAGAAACUUACCUCAACUGCUCUUUAAAGUGACCUCUGCUGAAACUGGAUUCACAGCAGCCUUAGACAUUUACGUGUCUCAACAGAGAGCAUCCCAUCACGUUACCUUUAUAUGCUGCUUUUUGUCUUCUCUUCCUGCUUUCAACAGUUGGAUACCAGGAUAUUGGGGGUGUUAAUCAUGGCUGGAAUGUGAAGCAGAAUUCCUGGGAACAAAGGUUAAAUGGGUGAAAGCAAAGAAACUUGGCAUUUCAAUGAACACUGUAUUACUUUUAUUUGUAAAUUAGCAUUAGAAAAAGCACUCUCAGUGAAUUUCUACUGGGAAUGUGUAAGUCCUUCUGGAUUGUUUUUGUUGUAAUGUGGGAUUUUUUCUAAAAUUUAGCACUUGGGCUAAUGUGUAUUCUUUCCGUGUCAUCACUGUAAAUCUUGUGCCAUUUUUGAAUGCCAUGACCUUUACAUAGACGGUGGUUCUUAAUGUUUUUUUUCCCUCCCAAUGUAGUCCUCCAUCAGCCUGUCUCUCAUCAAUGGCUGUUUUCACAUUUCUGAUCAGUGCUCCAUGAUUGAAAGUUCUGUUGAUAUUUGUUAGCAGCUAAGGGAUACCUUAUUUCCUUGCCUGCAUCUUGAAUCAAUUGUUAAAUAACUGUAAAAUCUACUGUAAUCUAUGGAUCUUUGAGAAGACAGCCUGCCUACUACUAUAGCAUGUAUCUGAGAGUCUUUUAUGUGAAACAGAAUGUUUAUAAUCUUACAUUACAUAUAACUUAGUAUGAUACGGUGAGGGUGAUGGUUCUGAACAAAGCAUUGAAUUUCUGAAAUGGAUUCACCUUGGCAUUUUGAGACCAUAAGACAGUGAUCAGUCUCCGUGAUCACUAUUGACACUAUCAUUGUCUAUGAUUCUAAACCGAAACCAAUUGAAAAUCAUUCGCUGUGUAUCCAUUAUGUCUUCAGCCUUAAGAUUCUUAAAAAUAGUUUCACGAUAUUGCAGCCUUUAAGAUUCCUUACCAUUGGGAUGGGAUUGCAAUUAUUCAAAUAAAACAUUAAAUGUUACCAUUCAGUAUCAUAGCUUGAAGGGAAAAGGUGUAAAGAUGAGGGAUGUAAUUAUUUUGAAAUCGAAAAAUCUACUUGGUUAAUUUUUAAAUGAAGCCGUAUCAAAGAUGUAAUAUUUUUCUAUACUUCUAUAAAUCAAACUUUAUAUCCGACUCCACCACAUAGCAUGGCACUGAAGUGGAUGUAUAAGGAAUUUUUAUACUGUCUUUACCAAAGUGUAAAUUUGGUAGCAGUCUGAAGUCCAGCUGACACUUGCUGGGUGAUGCUACCAGUUAACUGGAUUGAUUAGAAUAGUCAAUGCUUAAAGAGAUUGACUUAAUUGUGCCUCAUUCUGAUACAGAAUCAGUGUUUUCAUGUGAAAAUCAAUGUUACCCUGGCCUAUUCCCAGGUGCAACUAGGCGUGGAAUCAAAUCUAUUAGUACUUAUGUUGCUCCUUUUUAUGGGCUGACAAUUUUUGUAAUCAUGAGGAAAAGCUGAAAAUUUAUACAAAUAAAAUAUCAAAUUUAA
Chiloscyllium plagiosum (whitespotted bambooshark) is the source of this 4278-nucleotide messenger RNA. Its product is annotated as ribosomal protein S6 kinase alpha-3. Gene Ontology annotation, molecular function: ATP binding; magnesium ion binding; protein serine/threonine kinase activity. The record is from RefSeq and is a predicted model, not a curated record. Gene Ontology annotation, biological process: intracellular signal transduction; protein phosphorylation. NCBI's taxonomy places the organism in Eukaryota, Metazoa, Chordata, Chondrichthyes, Orectolobiformes, Hemiscylliidae.